Fomitiporia mediterranea MF3/22 is the source of this 345-nucleotide messenger RNA. RefSeq lists its product as uncharacterized. The transcript has 3 exons. NCBI's taxonomy places the organism in Eukaryota, Fungi, Basidiomycota, Agaricomycetes, Hymenochaetales, Hymenochaetaceae. The record is from RefSeq and is a predicted model, not a curated record. The annotation marks the transcript as partial.
GGCAACGGUUUCUGUGUUGGUUGCGGGACGGUCGUUGAGGAGAAUGCAAUUGUGCCUGGAGUUGUGUUUAGCGAGUCGUCGAGUGGUGCGGCGAUUGUGCAGGGGUCGUUUGUAGGGCAGGGUGCAACACAUUCGAGGAUGGGAGUUCCGUAUGGGAAGAGGAACACUUCUGAAUCUCGAGAGCAGACAAUUGAUAAUGCAAGCAGGAAGAUCCGGAACAUCGGAACCGUUAUACGUCUCUCGGGGUUCGUCCAGACAGCCACAAUUCGCAUGUAUACCCUGGCUCUUGAACAUAAAUAUAUAUUUCUCCAACUCAACCUCUGGCUCCAUCAACAUCUGUACUAA